GGCUUCACUGCACGCCCUGGGACUCGGCGCAGCUGCCUGAGACGGUCGGCAUGAGCGUCCUUGCGAGGGUGGGCGUGGGGCCGCUGUGCGCCGCGGCUCGCGCGGUCAUGCCCUGUUUUUGGAGAGGGAAGUACUUCAGUUACGGGAGAGAGCCAGCCGCAAACCAGGUGACACCAAUGCUGCGGCAUCUUAUAUACAAAAUCAAAGCAACUGGCCCCAUCACUGUGGCUGAGUACAUGAAGGAGGUCUUGACCAACCCCGCCAAGGGAUAUUACGUGUACCGUGACAUGCUAGGAGAAAAAGGAGAUUUCAUCACUUCACCAGAGAUAAGUCAGAUCUUUGGGGAGCUGCUAGGUAUAUGGUUCAUUAGUGAAUGGAUGGCCACUGGGAAAAAUGCAGCUUUCCAACUGGUGGAACUGGGCCCAGGCAGGGGUACCCUCUCAGGAGAUAUUUUGAGGGUGUUCAGUCAGCUGGGAUCUGUGCUGAAAAACUGUGACAUUUCAGUACAUCUGGUAGAGGUGAGCGAAAAAUUGAGUGAGAUUCAAGCAUUAACACUGACGGAAGAGAAGUUCCCUCUAGAGCGAAACUCUGGAUCCUCUGUAUACAUGAAAGGUGUCACUAAAUCUGGGAUUCCAAUUUCAUGGUACCGAGACCUGCAAGAUGUUCCAAAAGGGUACAGCUUUUAUCUUGCACAUGAAUUUUUCGAUGUUCUUCCUGUGCAUAAGUUCCAGAGAACCCCACAAGGAUGGCGUGAAGUAUUCGUCGAUAUCGAUCCCCAGGCUUCUGAUAAACUGCGGUUUGUUUUGGCGCCUUGUGCCACCCCAGCGGAAGUCUUCAUACAACGCGAUGAAACGAGGGAUCACGUGGAAGUGUGUCCUGAAGCUGGUGUAAUAGUUCAGGAGCUUUCUCAACGCAUUGCACUAACUGGAGGGGCUGCCCUGAUUGCCGACUAUGGUCACGAUGGAACUAAGACAGACACCUUCAGAGGAUUUUGUGGCCAUAAGCUUCAUGACGUCCUUAUUGCCCCGGGAACUGCAGACCUAACAGCCGAUGUGGACUUCAGUUAUUUGCGCAGAAUGGCAGAGGGACAAGUAGCUUCUCUGGGUCCAAUAAAACAACAGACGUUUUUAAAAAACAUGGGGAUUGAUGUCCGGCUGAAGGUGCGGGGAGAGAGAAUCUUAGGCUCCAUGCUCAGUGCAGAGUCCGACACGGGAUUUGAUCUCAUGACUGGAGGCAAAAUCUACAGUUGGAUGCUUAACCGACUGAGCCACCCAGGCGCCCCAGCAAGCUAGGUUUUUGGUGAGCACUCCACGACUCCGAGGCAGGUGGUCAGAAAUCCCAUCUUAAGCGGUGCUUUCUUGAGUGGCUAAUGGUCAUGGGUGUUGCUGCGUAUAACUAGGAAUCCUUCUGGUUAUUUUUACUAAGAAGUUUUUUCUUUCCAGGUUCUUUUAGACAAAUCAGACGAGCCAUCCAGGCAGCAGUUACUUCAGGGGUAUGAUAUGUUGAUGAAUCCCAAGAAGAUGGGAGAAAGAUUUC
Messenger RNA from Hyaena hyaena (striped hyena), 1536 nucleotides. RefSeq names its product NADH:ubiquinone oxidoreductase complex assembly factor 7 (gene NDUFAF7). Gene Ontology annotation, biological process: mitochondrial respiratory chain complex I assembly. Lineage: Eukaryota; Metazoa; Chordata; Mammalia; Carnivora; Hyaenidae. The transcript has 10 exons. Gene Ontology annotation, molecular function: protein-arginine omega-N symmetric methyltransferase activity. The record is from RefSeq and is a predicted model, not a curated record. Bases 51 to 1292 code for a protein of 413 amino acids. Gene Ontology annotation, cellular component: mitochondrion.